Messenger RNA from Penicillium oxalicum, 1743 nucleotides. It is a transcript of the gene sebA, whose product is annotated as putative C2H2 transcription factor (Seb1). The record is from RefSeq and is a predicted model, not a curated record. The coding region runs from base 1 to 1743 and encodes 580 amino acids. Gene Ontology annotation, molecular function: DNA-binding transcription factor activity, RNA polymerase II-specific; RNA polymerase II cis-regulatory region sequence-specific DNA binding. Gene Ontology annotation, biological process: regulation of transcription by RNA polymerase II. The transcript is spliced from 2 exons. Lineage: Eukaryota; Fungi; Ascomycota; Eurotiomycetes; Eurotiales; Aspergillaceae.
AUGGACGGAUCAUACACCGUGAACUCGACUCCGGUCCAGAACCAACCUAGCUAUGGAUAUUAUUCAGAUGCCACUUCCCAGCAGGGCUCUUAUGGCAGCCAACCACAGGAUAUGUCGUACUUCGGGCAAAUGCAGUUUCCCGGCCAGCAAUGCGCGGAGACCCAGCAAAUUUACUCAACACAGCCUGUGAUGAACAUGCAUCAGAUGGCUACCACCAAUGCCUUCCGUGGCGCAGCGGGUAUGAAUAUGACUCCCAUUGCUUCGCCGCAACCUUCGCAAAUCAAGCCUGCCAUCUUUGUGCAGCAAGGAUCCCCUGCGUUGAUGCCUAUUGAUACCCGAUUCAUCAAUGGCGAGAUGUACACGUUUCCUUCAACGCCACCUCUGUCCACCUCGGGAAGCUCGGUCAGCAGCCCUCCCUCGGCCAACGGUAGCCUGAACACUCCCGUUCACGAGAGCUUCUUUUGUUUCGACAAGGUCGAAGGUGUUAAGGAAGGAUGUGAGGGUGACGUGCACACCGAGCUUCUGGCCAGUUCAGACUGGUCCCGCUGUGAUUCCCCGCCCAUGACACCUGUGUUCAUCCACCCGCCUUCACUCAACGCCAGCCAGACAUCUGAUCUUCUGUCGGCAACCUCUUGCCCCUCGCUCUCCCCGUCUCCUUCUCCUGUCCCAUCCGAAUUCCUCACUCACUCCCAGGCGUUGACCGUCGGUUCAGUGAGCUCUAUCAACUCCAACUUCUGCGAUCCCCGCCAGCUCACCGUUGAGCCCUCGGUGAAUGUCCACGCUCCUCAAGAUCUUCCUCCUCUGCCCACGUUGACUUGCGAUGAGGAGGCCCCUCGCGCGGUCUUGGGCAGCGCCUCUUUGACCUUGCCCGUGAACGAGAACCCUUCCCCCUCUUUCACUGCUUCCACCGAGGACCCCCUGGGUGUCCUGCCCACCUUUGACAGCUUCUCUGACCUAGACUCCGAUGAUGAACUGAACCGCCUGGUUGAGUUCCACCCGGCUACCAGCGCUGCGUACCUCGGCGGCAAGCGCCAGCGAUUGGGACAGUACAUCAUUGAGGAUGAUGGAUUCUUGAGUGAGCACAGUCUCGAAGACUCUGACGACCACGAUGUGUUCGUGCCCAGCGGCCUCCCCACAUUUGAGUGGACCGAGUCAACUCGGCACCAGAUUGGCGAAACCGAGGAACUCGACCAGCCCGAGACCAAGUCGAAGAAGCGCAGCAGCCGCAAGAGUGCUCGCAAGAACUCUGAUGUGGAGAUGGAAGACGAGCCUGUCAAGCCCAUGGCUGGAGCGCACUCUGAGUGCAGUGGUCCAUCUGUAGGCUCUCCCUGCACUGACUCCGAACCCGCCCCCGUCUCCGUUAACCGUCGCGGCCGCAAGCAGUCGUUGACGGAUGACCCGUCCAAAACCUUUGUCUGCACCCUGUGCUCUCGCCGCUUCCGCCGCCAAGAGCAUCUCAAGCGCCACUACCGCUCUCUGCACACCCAAGACAAACCCUUUGAGUGCAAUGAGUGUGGCAAAAAGUUCUCCCGCAGCGACAACCUCGCCCAACACGCUCGCACUCACGGCGGCGGCUCUGUCGUCAUGGGUGUUUUGGAUCCCUCGGAGGCUGGAAUGUCAUUUGAUGACCAGCGUGACGCCGGUGCCUUGGGGCGAGUCAUGUACGAGGCUGCCCAGUCUACGGAUUCCGAGGACUCCGCUGCCAUGGAUCGUCGGGCUGCUAAGAAGCGCAAGCGUGAUUAA